AUGCGGUGUUUUGCAUCUGUGGCAGGCAUUGAGGGAAGGAAGGAGCCGUGGCCGCACAACAGCAGCGGCAGCAUGUCGGCCCUUUUGCCGAAGGAGGCGGUGGCGCUACUGUACCGGCGCUAUCUAAAGGCCGCCAACCGUAUCCCAAACGUCACCAUCCGCAUGCUGCUGCUGCAGCAGAUCCGCUCCGGCUUCAGGCGCAAUCAAGGCGUCACAAGCCCCUCCGCGCAGCGCGAACUCGUCAGCCAGGCGCACAAGGACCUACAGGUGCUCGAGGAUGACCGUCUCUCGCGCACACUGUACAUCAACCGGCUUGGCCUCGUCUCCUGCCUUGAUUGGGAGGUGCGCCGAACGGAGUACAACUUCACCCCCGAGACUCAGUACUUCCUCUCCGCGUUUCUCUUCCUCGGCUUUCUCUUCAUCGCUGUGGUGGUGACGAGCGCGAAGCCGGUUGAGGUGCGGCAUCCUGAGCUAAGCAAGAUGGUGGGUGGGAUGGCGAUGCGGCUCGAGGCCGACUCGCCGGAUGAGCUGCGUGCGUUGCGCGAGCGGCAGCUGCGCUCCAGCCUGGAGCAGCAGCAGCACCGGCUGUCGCUGGAGCAGCGCGUCCUCGCGACGUUUCACGAGGCACCUAACGUGAAGGUGUCGGCGCCGUCGUUGCGCAACCCCGACGGGGUGGUGCGCUACGGGGACUGA
Molecule: messenger RNA, 693 nt
Organism: Trypanosoma grayi
Lineage: Eukaryota; Euglenozoa; Kinetoplastea; Trypanosomatida; Trypanosomatidae
Exons: 1
Coding region: 1-693 (230 amino acids)
Source: RefSeq, a predicted model, not a curated record